Messenger RNA from Diospyros lotus (date-plum), 1069 nucleotides. RefSeq lists its product as uncharacterized. The record is from RefSeq and is a predicted model, not a curated record. The coding region runs from base 100 to 927 and encodes 275 amino acids. The transcript is spliced from 9 exons. Lineage: Eukaryota; Viridiplantae; Streptophyta; Magnoliopsida; Ericales; Ebenaceae.
UUCUUCGUUUAUAUCGUCAAAAGGCACCGAGAGAGAGAGGAGAGAGAGGUGGCCGCGACAGAAGAAGCGUUUCGGCUUCCUGUAAACAUAGAGAUUUCCAUGGCUGCAUGUAAUUUCGGAGCGUCAAGUGUCAAGUGUUCAAACCUUAACCUGGGUUUUGUUAGCACCAAAUUGGGCAAAUUACAAGUAUUUAAUGGCUUGAAAAGUGGAACACCUGCAAAAUUUCAGAGUUUGAUUAUAACCAAGUCGGCUGGGAAGGCUUUAAUUGGAUGCAAAUGUUCGUCCAAAUGCGAAUCAGCUGUUACAAAUUUAGAGCCUGCCUCCAAGGAAGAAAAAUCUCCUGGUACAACAAGCCAAAUCAUUCCAAAUUUGGAUGAGGUGAAAUUUCUUCUCACUCAAAUGUGUGAUACAGCUUCAAUUGCGGAGUUUGAAUUGAAACUUGGUGGAUUUAGGUUGUACGUCACUAGGAAAUUGGAGGCAAAAAGUGAACCUCCUCCCCCACCUGUUUCUGUUUCUGUUCCUGUCAGCGUCAGUACACCUGACAGGGCACCUGAUCAAAAUGGAACUGUCUCUGCACCAUCUUUAGCCAUUUCCAAAUCAGUACCUUCCUCAGGUGGGAUUCGAACAUUGCUUGAUAAAGCUGCUGAUGAAGGCUUAGUGAUAAUUCAGUCUCCAAGGGUUGGAUAUUUUAGGAGAUCUCGAACCAUAAAGGGGAAGCGUGCACCUCCAUCAUGCAAAGAGAAGCAAAUAGUGAAGGAGGGUCAGGUGCUUUGCUACAUCGAACAACUUGGUGGGGAGAUCCCAAUUGAGUCUGACAUAUCCGGUGAGGUUGUAAAGAUCCUGCACGAGGAUGGUGAUCCUGUUGGAUAUGGUGAUUCUCUCAUUGCUAUCCUUCCUUCUUUUCCUGGGAUAAAGAAACUUCAGUAGAGUGUUUUAGGUAGACAAACAGUUUGACGGAGAGAGAGAGAGCCUAUUUAUGUCACCACAUCAACUGGAUGGUGAUUUAUUUGGCUUGUAAAUCAUGUGGACAUAAUAUAAUGUUUUUGUUCGUUCGACUUUCUCCUUUUUC